UCUGGGCGGGGCUUGUGGUGGCUGCGGCCGUUCGCGUCUGGUGAACGGCUUGUGGGAGUCCUGCCGCUUCGGGCCGGGGGGUAAAGUCUCUGAGAGGAACGUGUGUCUGUCCGGGGAGGAAAAUGAGUUUAGCUCUGAGAAGUGAGCUUGUAGUAGACAAAACAAAGAGAAAAAAAAGAAGAGAGCUCUCUGAGGAACAGAAACAAGAAAUUAAAGAUGCCUUUGAACUUUUUGAUACAGACAAAGAUGAUGCAAUAGAUUAUCAUGAACUAAAGGUGGCAAUGAGAGCCUUGGGGUUUGAUGUAAAAAAAGCUGAUGUACUGAAGAUUCUUAAAGAUUACGACAGAGAAGCCACUGGGAAAAUCACCUUUGAAGAUUUUAAUGAAGUUGUGACAGACUGGAUAUUGGAAAGAGAUCCACAUGAAGAAAUCCUGAAGGCAUUUAAACUAUUUGAUGAUGAUGAUUCAGGGAAAAUCAGCUUGAGGAAUUUGCGACGUGUUGCCAGAGAAUUGGGUGAAAACAUGAGUGAUGAAGAGCUGCGAGCUAUGAUAGAGGAAUUUGAUAAGGAUGGUGAUGGAGAAAUAAAUCAAGAGGAGUUCAUUGCUAUUAUGACUGGUGACAUUUAAAGAAUUACAAGGAUAAACACAUGAGAAUGUUGCAGUUACCAUCUUGUAUUCUAUUUCUGUGCCUGGAGCCACGUUCAAAAAAUCUGUUUUUCUUUUUCUUUUUUGCAGAAGGACCAAAAAAUAAGAAAUGUUAUGUAUUUCUGUUUUAUUACUGUUAAGUUUCUUUAUAGGAACAACAUUGUUAAUAUGCAGUAAUUUAGCUUUGUAUUUAUAAUAUAGCUUUUAUAUAAAGUUUUAAAGGAUCAAAUCAUGUGGUACACAUUCUUUGAAAUUUUUUUAUUUCAUAUUAGUAGUGACUUUAUUUUGGUGCACACAGUUU
Messenger RNA from Lepus europaeus (European hare), 945 nucleotides. RefSeq names its product centrin 3 (gene CETN3). Gene Ontology annotation, molecular function: calcium ion binding; microtubule binding. Gene Ontology annotation, biological process: spindle pole body duplication. The record is from RefSeq and is a predicted model, not a curated record. Bases 123 to 626 code for a protein of 167 amino acids. NCBI's taxonomy places the organism in Eukaryota, Metazoa, Chordata, Mammalia, Lagomorpha, Leporidae. Gene Ontology annotation, cellular component: microtubule organizing center. The transcript is spliced from 5 exons.